AUGCUGCUGUUACUCUUUUUCAAUCUGUCUUUUGCUUCGAUUCUUCAUUUCGAAGAAGACGGUGACGCCUGGGACGAUACAGUUCCUUGCGACGCGCAUGAGAACCCAACAGAUCGCUGGGGCCUCGAAGGGACCGAUAUCCAGCUGGACUGUCAAUGUCACAAGAAGAUAAAGAAGUGGCACGGGGCUAUUUGGGCCGUCAACUUCACCAAGACCCAGGAAGAAAUCAACAAUCUCACCCGAAAACCGGAGAAGACAGCUUUUUAUGGACCGAAAAACGGUGGCUCCAACACUCUCUCUCCCUUCAUGAUCGACGAUCGACCCCCAAGCGACCACUAUGUAAAGAUUCACAAACCAAAGACAGCUAGAAAUCUAACAUGCCAGUUUCCGUUCACGAAUUAUGGCCGAGAAUUCAAUCAGUGUGUCGCAUCUGGGAGACAUAAUCAGCUUUGCUGGUGCGCAACUCAACCUGGCGCUAGAAUCGACGAACUUCCAACCUCCGAAACAGAACGAGGCUUCAUUCCUCCUAAAGAAGGAGCGACGGCUAUUCAGAAAAAGACUGUUUGGGACAAUUGCCAAUGCCAAAAGCACCAGAGAGGAAUUCAAAUUUGGACAAACGCGGAGCGAGGGAAGCCUUGGAAGCCAACUAAAUGCGUCUUUCCGUUUGUUUACAGAGGGAAACUGUAUGAUCAGUGCAUUGAUUUGCCUCCCCCGAGUCCGGAAAUCAACAACGCUGCGUUUUUCUGGGUCGAUGUGGAAAGUGGACAUGAUAGUGAACUGAGUGCCGGGUCGAUAUUCAAAGGGUGUUACAGAUUUUGUUCAGGUCUUUCAAGCUUCAACGACAAUGGCCGCUGCGAUCACUGUAAUGGUUACUGUUGCUCGCUCGAUCCCGUGCUCAACAACUGUCCCGAGAAGUACGUCAAUUUGCUAAGAAUGAAAAACGACGAACUCCCCCUUCUGAAAAAGCUCUCGACCUCAACUUUGUACUGCAUUCAUCAAGAAGGCUACAAAUCGACAAAGUCUGGUUGUUGGUGCGGCAUCAAGAGGCAUGUCCGCGGAUUCGACGAUUGGGGCUACUGUCCGUGCGCCGAGCCGAUUACUGAGGGAAUCUGGCAGAAUUGGUCGCAAUGGUCGGAUUGCGCUAGUGACUGUUCGCGAAUGAGCGUUAGAUACAGAGCCUGUGCUUCCAAAAAUCCGACGAUAGGCUUUUCAGGAAGUGCUACAGGCACGGAUGUUCCAAUUUGCGAAGGUCAGCACAUCGUCCGACGUCAGUGCCAUUGCCCAAAUCACGAAACAAUCAGAUCACGUGUUAAAAUCCGCCAAAUGGAUCGCCAACUUGAGAUAAAAACCUGA
Messenger RNA from Oikopleura dioica, 1353 nucleotides. The record is from the annotation of a GenBank genome assembly. NCBI's taxonomy places the organism in Eukaryota, Metazoa, Chordata, Appendicularia, Copelata, Oikopleuridae.